Parastagonospora nodorum SN15 is the source of this 93-nucleotide messenger RNA. RefSeq lists its product as hypothetical. Lineage: Eukaryota; Fungi; Ascomycota; Dothideomycetes; Pleosporales; Phaeosphaeriaceae. The record is from RefSeq and is a predicted model, not a curated record. The coding region runs from base 1 to 93 and encodes 30 amino acids. The transcript is spliced from 2 exons.
AUGAGCGUCAUCUCGGGGAUCUGCACACUGACCACAUGGUGCUGCCUACUUACGGCUACCGCGCAUGGCAGCCAGGAUGCUGCAGUGGAGUGA